This is a messenger RNA of Mercurialis annua (annual mercury), 1165 nucleotides long. Its product is annotated as vignain-like. Gene Ontology annotation, molecular function: cysteine-type endopeptidase activity. The record is from RefSeq and is a predicted model, not a curated record. Gene Ontology annotation, cellular component: lysosome. NCBI's taxonomy places the organism in Eukaryota, Viridiplantae, Streptophyta, Magnoliopsida, Malpighiales, Euphorbiaceae. Bases 1 to 1062 code for a protein of 353 amino acids. The transcript is spliced from 4 exons.
AUGGAUACUAAAAACAUUAUCCUGUUAGCACUUUCCUUAGUCCUGCUCCUGAAGGUAGCUCAGAGUUUCGACUACAAAGACGAAGAUUUAGCUUCCGAAGAGAGUCUUCGGAGCUUAUACGAGCGAUGGCGUAGCCACCACACCGUCUCUCGAAGCCUCACGGAGAAAGCUCAACGUUUCAAUGUGUUCAAAGAAAACCUGAAACAUAUUCACAAUGUGAACCAAAAGGAUAAGCCUUAUAAGCUGAAAUUGAACAAGUUUGCUGACAUGACUAACCAUGAGUUCAUUCAACACUAUGGUGGCUCCAAAGUUAGCCAUUAUAGGAUGCUCCAUGGUCCGAGGAGGCUAACUCGGUUUAGCCAUGAGGAUACCGAUAAUCUUCCGGCGUUUGUUGAUUGGAGGAAGAAAGGAGCUGUUACUGCAGUUAAAGAUCAAGGCAAAUGUGGAAGUUGUUGGGCAUUUUCAAGUGUAGCAGCAGUGGAAGGAAUCAACAAAAUUAAAUCAGGAGAAUUAGUCUCAUUAUCAGAGCAAGAGCUGGUUGAUUGCAACUCUGCUAACCAUGGUUGUGAUGGAGGAUUAAUGGAACAAGCUUUCAAUUUCAUUGAGAAAAAUGGUGGAUUAACCACAGAAACUAAUUAUCCUUAUGGAGCUAGAGAUGGAUCUUGUGACUCUGCCAAGUUGAAUGCUCCGAUGGUGACUAUUGAUGGAUAUGAAAUGGUGCCUGCAAAUGAUGAGGUUGCUUUGAUGAAAGCUGUUGCUAAUCAACCUAUUUCGAUCGCUAUUGAUGCCGGUGGGCGGGAUUUUCAGUUCUACUCCGAGGGAGUGUUCACGGGAGACUGCGGAACGGAGCUGAACCACGGGGUGGCAUUGGUAGGAUACGGAGUGGCUCAAGACGGAACGAAGUAUUGGAUAGUGAAGAAUUCAUGGGGCAGUGAAUGGGGAGAAAAUGGAUUUUUAAGGAUGGAAAGAGGAAUUGAGGCAGAAGAGGGAAUUUGUGGUAUAACUUUGGAAGCAUCUUACCCUAUCAAGAACCCAAUUUCUCUUGCCAAGGAUGAGCUCUAAAUUCAAUUUUUAUGUUAUGUUUGUGCCUUCAUUAUUAUAAGCUAUGUUAGGUGGUGCUUGUCAUAUCAAAAUAAAUGUUUUUUUUAUUUAAAUAAAGAUCAAU